Molecule: messenger RNA, 456 nt
Organism: Echinostoma caproni
Lineage: Eukaryota; Metazoa; Platyhelminthes; Trematoda; Plagiorchiida; Echinostomatidae
Source: the annotation of a GenBank genome assembly
AUGGGACGUCAGCUAAAAGCAACCGGCCUCAUCAAUCCAUCGGAUCAUACCCCCUCUGUAGCUGAAUUUGCUCUGAACAUGGGCAAUUUGUGCUCGACCCCAGUUCGAAUAGAACAGGAUUUACCCAUGUCCUAUCUGAAUGGCCUGAUCACGGGAGGUGAAAUUACACCUGCUACCUCCACCGGAGGUUUGAGCACGACUAACCCGUUAGGCAGUUGGAAUCCAACCCUCACUACGGAAUCUAUGCUGGCUUUGUUACGACCUCAUCUUUUGGCCCGAAUCUAUGCUGCCGCUGUUCUUCAGACCCAAUCCGAAGGAAGUGACACUCAACCACUUAUUGCUCCAUGUGACCGGACCGUGAUGGGGAGUCAGAAGUAUUUCAAGCCCAAUUUCAUGGACAAUAGUGUUCCGCUCUCUUAUAAACAGUUGACAGUUGGUAAGUUCCGAAUUUCGUAA